Messenger RNA from Olea europaea var. sylvestris, 1113 nucleotides. RefSeq names its product zinc finger MYM-type protein 1-like. The transcript has a single exon. The record is from RefSeq and is a predicted model, not a curated record. The coding region runs from base 1 to 1113 and encodes 370 amino acids. Lineage: Eukaryota; Viridiplantae; Streptophyta; Magnoliopsida; Lamiales; Oleaceae.
AUGUGUAUUCUUACUCAUUUGCGAUCAUCGGAAAAUAAUAUGUGUGAGAGAAGAGCUAAAUAUUUGAUGAAACCCUCUCAACAUAUUGAUAGAAUGAUGCAUACCAUAUCGAAUGAAGAAGUUGAGAAACAUCGUCUAUUUUUAAAGACUUCAAUUCGAAGUGCACGUUGGUUAGCAUUUCAAAGUUGUUCCUUCAAAGGUCAUAAUGAAUCUUCCUCUUCAUUAAAUCACAGGAAUUUUAUUGAGAUGAUAAAAUUUUUGGCAGAAAAGAAUACAGAAAUUGAUAACCUUGUGUUGAAAAAUGCUCCAAAAAAUGCUCAAUACAUUGCUCCGAGUAUUCAAAAAGAAAUCUUACACAUAAUGGUGAAUAGAGUAAGAAAGAUGAUUUGUGAAGAAAUUAUGGAUACAUUUGUAUUCUUGUUAAUAAAGCACAAGAUGCAUCUUAAGAGAGAACAAAUGACUAUUAUUUUGAGGUUUGUGAAUGAUCAGGGUAUUUUGACAGACUGCUACUUUGAUAUCAAAAGCGUCGGCGAUACCACAUCAUCAAGUCUAAAAAAUGAGAUUGUAAAUGUUCUUGCUCAACAUGAACUUGAAGUGGCAAAAAUGAGAGGCCAAGGAUAUGAUGAUGCUAAUAAUAUGCGGGGUGCUUGGAAUGGACUUCAGGCAUUAUUUCUUAAAGAUUAUUUGUUUGCGUAUUACGUCCACUGUUUUGCUCGUCGAUUACAAUUGGUAUUGGUUUAUGCAGCUAAAGAAGUUGAUGUUAUUUGGGAGUUCUUUUCUCAUCUGGACAAUAUUAUCAACAUUAUCACUUCUUUCCCUAAGCGCAUUAUGGAGUUACAAUUUGUUCAAAGAAAUGAAAUUGAGCAUAUGUUAGCUACUGGAGAGCGUGAAUUGGGAAGUGGAGUAAAUCAAGUGGGUAAUUUACAACAAUCAGGAGCUACUUGCUGGAGUUCUCAUUAUGAUUCUAGAAAGAGCUUAAUAGAUAUGUAUAAUGCAACUUGCAAAGUGUUUGAAAGUCUUAGUGUUCAUUGUCCAACUGGAAGAUCUCGAGGCAAAGUUCGUGGUACUUCCAAACAUAUGAAAAGUUUUGAUUUCGUGUUCAGUUUCAUUUAA